Messenger RNA from Lottia gigantea (owl limpet), 969 nucleotides. RefSeq lists its product as hypothetical. The transcript has 6 exons. The record is from RefSeq and is a predicted model, not a curated record. Gene Ontology annotation, biological process: regulation of transcription by RNA polymerase II. Bases 4 to 969 code for a protein of 321 amino acids. Gene Ontology annotation, cellular component: nucleus. Lineage: Eukaryota; Metazoa; Mollusca; Gastropoda; Lottiidae. Gene Ontology annotation, molecular function: DNA-binding transcription activator activity, RNA polymerase II-specific; RNA polymerase II cis-regulatory region sequence-specific DNA binding.
CAUAUGGGAAAAAAAGGUUUUAAAUGUCCAUAUUGCCCUGUUUGCUGUUCAAGAAAAGGCAAUUUAAAAGAACACAUUCAUAUUAAACAUUUGAACUAUAAAAUAACUUGUCCCUUUUGUAAUUUAGAGUAUGUGCGUAAAAGCAACCUUAGAGAACAUGUGAAGAGAAGAAGGACUGGUCUCUGUACUUGGUGUCAUAAAGUUUUUUCUACAUCUUCCAAUUUGGACCGUCAUAUUCGAAGCGUACACCUCAAACAAAGAGUGUCUUGUUCCUUUUGUGGUCAGAUUUUCAAUUGGAAAGGAAAUUUAAGGGAUCAUAUUAAGAAGUUUCAUUUGAAAUUAGUUAGUGGGAGAAGAAGUUUAAAUUGUAGUCAUUGUGGUAAAAUAUUUACAACUACCUCUAAUCUGGAUAGACAUAUGUCUGUGAUAAGAUCUGGAAGUUGGAAGUGUGAUUGGUGUGAUAAAGCAUUUCUAUUUAAAAGCAAGUUAGAAAGACAUGUCCGAGGAAGACAUUUGAACUAUCGAGCUGAGUGUCCCUUCUGUGAAAGAUCUUUCUCUCAAAAUGAUAAUUUAAAACAACAUUUGAAAUUAAUGCUUUCUGAGAAGUACAAGUGUUUAACAUGUGGUAAAAAGAUGGGGAGUAAUUCUAACCUCAAGCGACACAUUAGUUCAUUACAUCUCAAUGUUCGAGUAGCUUGCACUAUUUGUGGAAAACAAUUCACUCAGUCAGCUCAUUUGAAAAAACAUUUUCAAAAGAUUCACAAUAUAGCACUAAGUCAUGAAAAAUGUACAGUUUGCCACAGAUCAUUUAAAUGGAAAUCCUACCUUGUACGUCAUAUGAAAGCAGUUCAUUUCAAUUACAGAUAUGGAUGUCAAUUAUGUGACGCAAGCUAUACUUUAACAGGAAAUUUGAAUGUUCACUAUAGGACUGUUCAUAAAGAUUCAGAUUAUGUGAAACAAUUCAAGUGA